CCCGCGUCGCGUUGAUAGCUAACUAGCAUUCAUCUAAUUGUCCUCGCCUCCAAUUACUACGCCUUGGAGGUGCCCUAGUCCACCCUCCAUAUUUUGUUCCGCUAGAUAGACUGAAUAUUGUCAUUUCUGCGACCGCAGUGACACCUGAUUUACGAUUGUCCGUCGACAUUUAGUCACAAUGGACGACCCAGCGAGCCGCGUCCCGGCGCAGUUGCUGCCGCACAUGCAUCUGGUGUCGCGCCAUCGGUACCCUUUGAUGCAUAUGAUGCCGACAGACACCGUCGUCGAAUACCUCCUGUCCGCGCCCAAGAUCGUUCGCGAAGCUCAACCGAUGCACUGGACCUUUUUAGAUGGACCUCAGGAUGGAACGGUGAUGCUCACAUGGCAGCCUCUUAACCACCUGGGAACAAACUUCGCCAGUGAUGGUUACGUCUGGGCCGACGUGGAACAGGCCUUUACCUUUGAAGCUCGUGGAUACAUGGUGGAGAUGUGGCUCCAUCGCAGUGGUUACCACCCUCCCAAUGAGUCUGUGGCCAUCCACUGUCGCAGACGCUACCGGCUGUUGCCCACGAAAGUCCCCAACCCUAGCCUUCCCCCGCCGGACCCGUCACUAUGGAUUGUGCAUUACUCCAGAGCGCCUCCUACGGAACAUAUUCCAGCGAACCGGAUUCCAGUCUCCCCGCAAGUGCAAAAUAUGCUGGCUCAACGUCGUUUCCUCCAAAGCCAGGGUCAACUGGCGCGCAAAGACUUUAUGCUUCAUGAUCGGAACAACUGGCCCACCAUCAACUUUCCUCCACAGAUAGCGCCGCAAGCACUUGCCCAACCGGCGGGGCCAUAUCCCAAUGCCAUGGUUGGCCGCCAGCCGUUCUAUCCCCAGCCCGGCCAGCCUGUGCCAGCGCCGGCCGCUGCAGCUCCGGCCAAGGCACCCCGUGGACAUCGCGCCUCAACUGCGGCGAUGACCGCCGCAGCAGCUGAUUUCGCACUCGAAGAUGAAGACGUUUCCACGGGCGACAUGAUGGAUUUGUUGACUCCUCGGGAAGUCAGCAAAAUGAGAUAUCAGCAACACCACGAGUGGAUGGAAGAGAUCUUCGCCUCGCCAUAUGCGAUCAGUCAGAUUACGCCUGUUUCUUUGGGACUCGGUCGCAAAGGCGAGCUGGAGACUCUGACUGCAGGCUUUUUCGAUGCUCCGGUUGGGCCUGCAGGUGGCGAUUCGAAAGAAGGCACUGAGUCUACUCAAGCGACGAAGAUGGAGCCCGAAAAGGCAAAGGAGUUUGCCGACCGGGUUGCCAAAAAGGUCGCCGACAUGACUGCAGAAAUUGAGAAGCUUAAGAAGCGGCAUGCCCGAAGGAUGGAAAAGUUCAAUCGCACCUCUCUACUCAAGGAUGCUGAGCUCCGACUUCGGGAUGCGGCAGCGAACCCCGAAGACACCGGGACGGAGAUUUGGCGGAUGGAAGGUCGCACUGAGAUGCCGACCGAAGGGGAUGGAGCUGAGGUCGUUCCCGUUGAACACAAGGCCAAGUACAAGGUUGAUGACAUCGUCCGAGAAGUUGAAGCCUCGUGGCGCAGAAAAAUCGUACCGGAACCCAAGGUUUCCUGCGUACAAAAGGGUGGCUUGCUGGAAAAGAUUGAACCCGAACCUGUUUCGACUGCAGCUGAUGUUGAUGUCGACAUGGGCCAUACGGACAGUCAUCACCUCGGUCAGUUCGGCGCGCCUGCCCAAGAGGCAGCUCCCGCAGCUCAGGGACAAGCGGCGCCAACGGCCACUGGAGCGGCACCUGCUCAACCCACCGCGUCUUUGGAUGCCGAAAUGGACAUGGGAGAUGGGCAACCCACGAAUACCGCCGUUGGAGAAACUGGCGACUGGGUAAUGGUGAACGAGGACAAGAAGGAUGACAAUAUCAAUAGACCGCCUGGCGACUUGCAAGCGGGUGAAACGCCGGGAAGCGGAUUACAAGGACUAACUCCUGGCCCUGGAAGCGCGGGCGACACCGGUCUUGACAGCGCGAAUUUCGACUUCACCAACAUGGACAGUGCCGGAGACGCGCUGGCAGCAUACACGGAGCAGAACGAGGGUCUGGAUCUCCCUGAUCUGGACAACUCGGCAUUUGGGGAUGCCUUUCACGCAUCAGAUAAUGAACAUACCCACCACCAUGAUGCAGAUGACAUGUCAUAAACGGGCCCGGAGGUGGUCGCAUAUUUUUCUUGUUUGGAUGUAGGCUUUAUCAACGGGUGUUGGAUGGUUCUAUUUUAUGGUGGGCGCUGGUUGAUACUUUUUUGUCGCCUUCUGCUGCCCACUCUUCCAAGGAAAAGAACAUGUGUUGUGCGAUCUAGAUAGGAGACACACACAAUCGAUUCGUGACGGCCUGUAUCAAGGCCGCCGUUCUGCACUCUGGCAUCGAUCUAUCUUAUACUAUACUCUACGCUUUACUCCAGGGUUUGGUUCACAUAAGGUCUACAAUGUAUUAAGAGUCCGAUGUUGUGGUGUGCCUCCUCUAUCAGUUGUCCCGCGCACAUGACGGCGUCACUGGAUGAACAUAAUUGCAAC
Molecule: messenger RNA, 2545 nt
Organism: Aspergillus novofumigatus IBT 16806
Lineage: Eukaryota; Fungi; Ascomycota; Eurotiomycetes; Eurotiales; Aspergillaceae
Exons: 3
Coding region: 179-2173 (664 amino acids)
Biological process (GO): chromatin remodeling
Source: RefSeq, a predicted model, not a curated record